This is a messenger RNA of Spea bombifrons (plains spadefoot toad), 2118 nucleotides long. Its product is annotated as RNA-binding protein 4.1-like. The transcript has 2 exons. The record is from RefSeq and is a predicted model, not a curated record. The coding region runs from base 587 to 1615 and encodes 342 amino acids. Gene Ontology annotation, biological process: mRNA splicing, via spliceosome. Gene Ontology annotation, molecular function: mRNA binding. Lineage: Eukaryota; Metazoa; Chordata; Amphibia; Anura; Pelobatidae. Gene Ontology annotation, cellular component: nuclear speck.
GACAGAAAAACGGAUGGGUGGGAAUUAAAGAAAGUCGGGGUUAUCAAAGCAUUGGCAUAUAAAUAUACGGUAGCGCUUCAAUGGAUGACUAAAGAGACAAUUGAAACGUGGCCGAUAGAGAGGGUACAAUGAAAAAUAAAUACUAAUUAUUGUUUAGGUGUCUGUGUGCACAAUUACUGUAACCGGGAGAGGGGAGGUGGGAAGAGCGCUCGGUGUGCGGUGGGGAAAAAUAAUGGUGUAAAGCAAACGUACGGUAAAAUAAUACGAACAAUGAAGGGUGUGGAUGAGACAGCCGAAACAAAGAUUAGGGGCAGAGUAGAUGAUAGGGAGUGGGAUUUAGAGGGGGUGAGGGGUGAUUGGAAAACACAGCAAGUAGAGAGUCGAGAGAAAAUACAGAUGGCAUCCUAAUGGGAUAUGUUGUAUAGAGUGAAAGGGAAUAUCCCUUUUCGGAAUAUCAGUAAAAGAAAAUGGUGGAAGAGAUCUUAGAAGGAACCUGGGAGGAAAGAGUAUAAUGGAAGUGAAGGGUGUAGAACCCGUAAAACAAAGGGAAACAGACCAUUUGGGAUCUCCGUUCUAUUCCUAAAUCAUGGUAAAGAUUUUUGUAGGUGGAGUGUCACCAUCAGCAUCCCCUGAGGAGUUAAAGAAACUCUUUGAGAGAUAUGGGCAGGUGAAUGAGUGUGACAUCCUCAAAAACUAUGCCUUUGUCCACAUGGAAAGGGAGCAAGAUGCCCACCGUGCUAUUGGAGAGCUACACAAACAAGAGUUCUAUGGCUCCCACCUUACAGUGGAGUAUGCCACAUCAAAAAUACGUAAUGCCACCAAGAUAUAUGUUGGAAAUGUCUCAAGCAGGGCUACCACAUCACAACUGAAGGAGCUUUUCGAGAAGUUUGGCAAGGUUGUAGAAUGUGACAUUGUCAAAAACUAUGCUUUUGUGCAUAUGGCCAAGGAGAGGGAAGCUAUGGAUGCUAUUUUGCACCUCAAUGACACUCCUUUGGAGGACCAGAAGAUAUUUGUCACACUCUCUAAGAGUAACAAUGCGCCCAAGAGCUCCAAGGUAGCCUCAGCAAUAGUGGCAGCUCCAGCAACAGCACCUCCCCCACCAGCUCCUCCGCCCCCUCCAGCUUAUUACUUCCACCGUGGACGUCUCCCUCCAACACCACCCACUUUUGCUCCAUACCAACCUCGUUCUUGGUAUGAGAGGGAAUACUAUGAAAGAUACACAUAUGAUUUCUACGAUAGAGGAGGCGUUGGAGGUCGUACUACCUAUGACAGAGCCUUGGCUCCUACAGCAGUGGUGGCUACAACUGCUCAGGCUUUGUCUACUACCCCUGUGGCUGCUGCACCACCAACUCCAGCCUCCAUCAAUGCAGCUUUGGCUCCUGCAGCAUACAGGGACAGAAGCCCUGUGGGGAGGAGAACAGCAGCAGCAGCGGCAGCGGUUGUGGCACAGUAUGCGGAUCCAUAUAGCGCCUCUCAAGCCUAUAGCCAGACCUACGGCCAACCCUACGCCUCUGCUUUCUCUCAAUAUAACAUGGGUGCACCAGCAUACAGCCCUGCAGAAUACUACGAGAAAUAUGCUAACGGGUAUGCAGGCCAGUACAGCCAAACCUACUAAGCCACACUGACCCUUGACACAAGCACCCCACCGUUUCUUUUUUUCUUUUGACUUGAUUGUUUACUGUCCAGUAGGUCUACACAGGUUUAAGUAGCUUUCAUUAGAUAAGUGACUCUGUGAGGAGUGGUAAUGCAGAGAUGUGUCAAAUUAAAAAUUGUAGGUGUAUGGCCCUUUAAAAAAAAAACAAAAAAAAAAACAUUAAUCAAAUCUGACUGAAAACAUAAUAUAGAAUAAAAAUAUGUAUAAUCCAAGAUGUUAAUCUGAAACACUUUUGCUGUUUUGAUUAUUACGUUCGAGAAUAAAAGGGAUUUUUAAUAUACUGUUAUAGCAUAUAGUCCUUGCUGCAAGUAUCAGUUAGAAAAUCCUUAUUGUUUCAUUUGCAACUUAAGCAGGGGAAUUUGCCUGUUCUUAUAAAUUUAUAACAUGACAUGAGUUUUAUCACUUCUGUAGGUAGAGAUAGAAAUGUAGUAUUUCUGGUUUAAAAAAAAAAAAACAAAAACAAA